Molecule: messenger RNA, 558 nt
Organism: Aspergillus calidoustus
Lineage: Eukaryota; Fungi; Ascomycota; Eurotiomycetes; Eurotiales; Aspergillaceae
Source: the annotation of a GenBank genome assembly
AUGAGCCAGCGCACGCGGAGCCCCCUUGAAGUACUUAGUACUGUUCAGCACAAACCAUUCGACGAGGAUGUAGUUGUCAUCAAUGAUGAUAAAAUGCUUGAGGAAUGCCUUGGGAAGUGUUUUCCCAAGCCUCUUCUCUAUCUGUCCACUUCAAAGCACGCUUCUCCUAUAACUUGGGCAAACUUUUGGGACUACCUCCAGAAAAAUUCGAACAAGAAGAUUGAUGUCUAUGACUACUCAAUCUUGACUGAGUCAAAGCGUACUCAACAACGCACUGUCCAAAAGGACACUGCUGCCCGGUCCCGAUUAUUAAUGCUAAUCUGCUUGAGCGGGCGCUACUACACGCCGAGGAGACGGUGGGCAAAACUGACUCCAUGUGGUCAAGCUCACAUGCAGAGUUCCUUGUUGCAAGUCUUACAUGGUCGAAAGAUUUUCUAUUUCCCUCGCAGAGUUGAUUCUACUUCUAUCCGGUUACUUGCGCAGGUUGGGUCUCAAUAUGUGAAUGGAUAUAUUGGAGGGUGGGCUCGUGUGGAGCUUCAGGCCGGUGAUCUCUUGUAG